This is a messenger RNA of Tupaia belangeri chinensis (Chinese tree shrew), 930 nucleotides long. Its product is annotated as olfactory receptor 7A10. Gene Ontology annotation, biological process: G protein-coupled receptor signaling pathway. Gene Ontology annotation, molecular function: olfactory receptor activity; G protein-coupled receptor activity. Bases 1 to 930 code for a protein of 309 amino acids. NCBI's taxonomy places the organism in Eukaryota, Metazoa, Chordata, Mammalia, Scandentia, Tupaiidae. Gene Ontology annotation, cellular component: membrane. The transcript has a single exon. The record is from RefSeq and is a predicted model, not a curated record.
AUGGAGCUAAAGAACAAUACAGAAAUUUCAGAAUUUCUUCUUCUGGGAUUUUCAGAGGAACCAGAAUUGCAGUCCCUCAUAUUUGGACUUUUUUUCUCCAUGUACCUGAUCACUGUGAUUGGAAACCUGCUCAUCAUCUUGGCCACCAUCUCAGACUCCCACCUGCACAGCCCCAUGUACUUCUUCCUCUCCAACUUGUCCUUUGCUGACAUCUGUUUCACCUCCACCACGAUCCCAAAGAUGCUGGUGAACAUCCAAAUACAGAGCAAGGUCAUCACCUAUGCAGGCUGCAUCACCCAGAUGAAUUUUUUUAACCUCUUUGUUAUGGUGGACAACUUUCUCCUGACCGUAAUGGCCUAUGACCGGCAUGUGGCCAUCUGUCACCCCCUGCACUACACAAUCAUCAUGAAUCCCUGGCUUUGUGGGCAUCUUGUUCUGGCAUCCUGGACAAUGAGUGUACUAUAUUCUCUGCUGCAAAGUUUAAUGACAUUGAAGCUGUCCUUCUAUACACAUGUGGAAAUCCCACACUUUUUCUGUGAACUUAAUCAGGUGGUCCAACUUUCCUGUUCUGACACCUUUCUUAAUUAUCUGGUAAUGUACUUUGUCCUCGUGCUGCUGGGUGGUGUUCCUCUCACUGGGAUCCUUUACUCUUACUGUAAGAUAGUUUCCUCCAUAUGUAGAAUCUCAUCAGCUGAGGGGAAAUACAAAGCAUUUUCCAACUGUGCUUCUCACCUCUUAGUUGUCUCCUUAUUUUAUUGUACAGGCCUUAGUGUGUACCUUAGUUCUGCUUCAACCCACAGCUCACACUCAAAUGCAACAGCCUUAGUGAUGUACACUGUGGUCACACCCAUGCUGAACCCAUUCAUCUACAGUCUGAGAAAUAAAGAUACAAAGAGAGCUCUGAGAAGACUGUUUGGAAGAAAGCUAUAA